This is a messenger RNA of Sipha flava (yellow sugarcane aphid), 1076 nucleotides long. RefSeq lists its product as uncharacterized. The transcript has 7 exons. NCBI's taxonomy places the organism in Eukaryota, Metazoa, Arthropoda, Insecta, Hemiptera, Aphididae. The record is from RefSeq and is a predicted model, not a curated record. Bases 195 to 995 code for a protein of 266 amino acids.
UUAUUUUGAUGCAAGAUGGUGCUGCUACUUGUUCAUUCGAUAUGUCCACGGCUUUUUGUUAAAAUCUUAAAUCUGUUCAUGAAGAAUAAUAUUUCAAAUAUUUAUUGAGUUCCCCACACUUAUUUAACUACCGCUUCGAUCUUUUCGUGUUCUGGAAACCUUUUCGUGAACUGUAAUAUCGUGAAUCGUUCAAGAUGCCGCGUACCAAGAGAAGAACUGUUAGACAGACAUCUGGUGAAUUUAACUUAACUGCUAAUUCAACAAUUGCUAACCAACCAAAAAAUAUAAAAGAAAUUUUAAAUGAAUUUGAUACUGAAAAAAAUAACAUUGAAAUCAGAUUUGCUGAAGCAUUUGAAGAUUUUAGAAAUAAAGUGGAAAAUGCAUUUUUAAUGGUCAAAAUAAAUUUGUCUGGCUCAAUGAAUAUGAAUUUAUAUGAUUAUAUUGCUCAAUGUAAUGCAAAAAAGUCUAACAAUGUUGUCAGUUCUACUUCAAAAAUAAAUGAAAGACCUUCUAGGAAUGUUACCAGAACUGCAGAAAAUAAAACAGCCAGACAACAAAGCGCAUCUAAUAUAAAAAAUAAAACUAAUAGUUCAUCUACUGUGAUCAAACAUCGUAGUGCUACACGCCAUGAAGAUAAAGCACCAUUAGAAAAAAAUGAAUCUAAAUUUAAAACCCCUGUCAAUAAACCUAUACCUAUUUUUCCCUCUGUAACUGUCACACCAAAAGUUAAUAUGAAUGAACCAAUAUCAGUGAUGCGUCGCCCAAAUCAGGGAGAGGUAGCACUUUCAAUGACUGGAAGUCCACUCAUGGUGUCAUCUGUUUCUAGGGAUGAUAUGGCUACAGUUAGUGUACCAUUAGCCAAUGGGAAUGUACUUUCGAUUUUACCAAGGGCAGGGGCAACUAUGGAUGUAUCCUUCGAUGAACAAACUAAAAGUGAAUUACUUCUUCUCAAGGGAAACAUUGAAGGACUAUUAAAUAAGAAUAGACGAGUCUAAGUACAUAACACAAAAUUAAUUUUUAUUGACAUGCUUGAAAAUAUAAUUUAAGUUUUUUAUGUUGAUUAUAUAGUAAAUGUA